AUGAGUUCCUCCGACCACGAUGGCGGCGGCGGCGGUGGCGGCCCGAAGCUUCCUCACGACGUCGCCGUCGAGAUCCUGAAGCGGUUGCCGGCGAGAUCCCUCCUCCGAUUCAGGUGCGUCUCCCGAUCGUGGCGUUCAGCCAUCGACGACCCUCGUUUCGUGGCCCUCCACUGGAGCCACUCCGCCCUCCACGCCUCCAGUCGGCAUCUCGCGUGUCUAGAUUGUGGCGACGACGCCGUCCAGAACCGGUGCUCUCUGUUCCCCAACGUGCCUCUCUCCCACCCUCCUCCCCCGUCGCAAAUCGAAAUCCCGUUCGUUGCUCCUCCCAACCGUUACGCCUUCGUCGGUUCGUGUAACGGUUUGAUCUGCCUUUCGGAGAGUUCCAGUGACGGAACUGAGGGGGCAGUAUAUCUGUGGAAUCUAUUCACCAGGAAGCACAAGCCCGUUCGGCUCCCCCGUCCGGAGCGGCGGCAACCCCUCUCCGUGGGGGGCGCUCAUGUAGUUCUGGGGUUUUGUUUCGACGCUAAGUCUAAUGACUAUCGUGUCGUCAGGAUUAUCCGAUUCGUAGGUGUUCGCCGUCGAAAGAAGCCUCGAGUCGAGGUUUAUUCGCUCCAUACAGAUUCCUGGAAGACUUUGGAAUUGGAAUGUGAGGUUCCUAUUCUCUGUGACAGUGCAGUCUUCUUAAAUGGGAACCUGCACUGGUAUUCUUUCAAUGGAAAGGGGGAUGGAUAUUCUUUCCAUGGAAAGGAAGAUGGAUACGUAUCCAUAGCCUUGUUCAAUGUCGCAGGUGAGGUGUUUGAUGAAAUGGCUAUGCCAGAACAGAUCAGUCUCCAUUUUGUGUUGUCCAUGGCGGUAUUGAAUGACUCACUGGCUGUGUUCUUUAGCAGUGGGGAGGCGAAUUCUGCUUGUUUCCUUUGGGUUAUGAAAGACUACGGUGUGCUUGAGUCUUGGACUAAGCUGUAUACUUUCGAGGUUACUGAACCGGUAACAAGAUUUGAUGGCUUCACGUGGAAUGGCGAGCUUCUUAUGAAAAUAUAUUGCGAAAAACGAGUUUCUUGGAAUCCGAUCACAGGACAGCUCUCAAUUCUUCCAUUGUCAGCGAGAUACGAAUUGGUCCCCAUUGUAGAGAGCCUCUUUCCACUUUAG
Eucalyptus grandis is the source of this 1146-nucleotide messenger RNA. Its product is annotated as F-box/kelch-repeat protein At3g06240-like. Bases 1 to 1146 code for a protein of 381 amino acids. The record is from RefSeq and is a predicted model, not a curated record. The transcript has a single exon. Gene Ontology annotation, molecular function: protein binding. NCBI's taxonomy places the organism in Eukaryota, Viridiplantae, Streptophyta, Magnoliopsida, Myrtales, Myrtaceae.